Molecule: messenger RNA, 5371 nt
Organism: Scylla paramamosain (green mud crab)
Lineage: Eukaryota; Metazoa; Arthropoda; Malacostraca; Decapoda; Portunidae
Gene: amon
Product: neuroendocrine convertase 2-like
Biological process (GO): peptide hormone processing
Cellular component (GO): neuron projection; membrane
Molecular function (GO): serine-type endopeptidase activity
Source: RefSeq, a predicted model, not a curated record
AUGGCCAAAGACAAGGACGACGACGAGGACAAGGAUAUGUGUGUGUGUGUGUGUGUGUGUGUGUGUGUGUGUGUGUGUGUGUGUGUGUGUGUGUGUGUGUACCUCCCUGCGUUCCACCCUCUGACGCCCCAUCUUCCGCCCCCACCGAUCGCUGGUUCACCCGGGGAGUUCCACUUCGUGCACCACGCCCUGCCCCACGCCCGGACCAAGCGAAGCGUCCCGCACACACGCACUCUACGCAGCGACCCUCAUGUUCACAGCGUGGUGCAGCAGGCAGGGUUCCGCAGGGUGAAGCGAGGGUUCAAGGCCUUCCGGGUAGAGAACCUGGUCCCACUCCAUACCCUGCAGGCCCCCAGGCACCCCACCGACCCCUACUUCCCCUACCAGUGGUACUUGAAAAACGUGGGCCAGAACGGAGGCAAGCCACGCCUGGACUUGAACGUGGAGGCGGCGUGGCGACAAGGCUACACUGGGCGGAAUGUGACCACGGCGAUCAUGGAUGACGGUAUUGACUACAUGCACCCGGAUCUACGCACCAAUUAUAAUGCACGAGCCAGCUGGGAUUUCAGCAGCAAUGACCCCUUCCCCUACCCUCGCUACACUGAUGACUGGUUCAACAGCCACGGGACGCGGUGUGCCGGGGAGGUAUCAGCGGUGCGGGACAACGGCAUCUGCGGGGUGGGCGUCGCUUACAACUCCAUGGUGGCAGGUAUACGGAUGCUGGACCAGCCGUACAUGACCGACCUGAUCGAGGCCAACAGCAUGGGUCUGGAGCCCAACCUGAUCGACAUCUAUUCGGCCUCGUGGGGACCGACGGACGACGGCAAGACGGUGGACGGGCCGCGCAACGCCACCAUGAAGGCCAUCGUGCGAGGCGUCAACGAGGGCCGCAAUGGUCUCGGUAACAUCUACGUGUGGGCGAGUGGUGAUGGAGGAGAGGACGACGACUGUAAUUGUGACGGUUACGCGGCCUCUAUGUGGACCAUCUCCAUUAACUCCGCCAUAAACGAUGGUUCCAACGCCCAUUACGACGAGUCCUGCUCCUCCACACUAGCCUCCACUUUCAGCAACGGCGCCAAGGACCCGAGCACCGGCGUGGCCACGACGGACCUGUACGGGAAAUGCACCAAGACGCACUCGGGGACCUCCGCCGCCGCCCCAGAGGCUGCGGGAGUGUUCGCCCUAGCGCUGGAGGCCAACCCGGGCCUCACCUGGCGCGAUGUGCAGCACCUCACCGUGCUCACCAGCAAGCGUAACUCCCUCUACGACGCCAAGCGCAGGUUCUCGUGGCACAUGAACGGCGUGGGGCUGGAGUUCAACCAUCUGUUCGGCUUCGGGGUGCUGGAUGCGGGGGCCAUGGUGGCUCUGGCCAAGGACUGGGUCACCGUGCCGCCCCGCUACCACUGCGAGGCGGGGGUCUACAACACGCCCAAAAAGAUGACAGUCAACAACUCAGUAUUACUGGAGAUCUCCACGGACGCGUGUGCGGACAGUGACACGGAGGUGAACUACUUGGAGCACGUGCAGGCCGUCAUCACCCUGAACGCCACCAGGAGGGGCAACGUGGAGCUGUUCCUCAUGUCCCCCAUGGGCACCCAGUCAAUGAUCCUAAGUCAACGGCCCAACGAUGAUGACGGGCGUGACGGGUUCACCAAGUGGCCCUUCAUGACCACCCACACCUGGGCAGAGAACCCCCGCGGCACCUGGCGUCUGGAGGUGCGCAUCGUGAGCAGCAGAGGUGGGCGGGACGAGAGGAAUGGGGCCGAGGAGGGCUGGAUCAAGGAAUGGACGCUGAUGUUGCACGGCACGCGCGAGGCACCCUACGACCACCUGGCUGUCAACGACCCCCACUCCAAGCUGGCCAUCGUCAAGAAGGCUCACCAGGAAAAGAAGAUGUAGAGUGUAUCAUGUACAAAGGAAAGGCAGCGAAACGGAGGAACAUGAGUGAAAGCAAUUAAAUUUUCUUUAACCAAUGGCUCAGCAAGAUUGUAAACAUCAGUAAUGGCAUUAUAUAUAUAUAUAUAUAUAUAUAUAUAUAUAUAUAUAUAUAUAUAUAUAUAUAUAUAUAUAUAUAUAUAUAUAUAUAUAUAUAUAUAUAUAUAUAUAUAUAUAUAUAUGCAGAAAGUUUAUAAAGUUUAUCUGAUUAUUGUUUGAUUAAAUAAAAUGCAUAAUGUAGAUGUUUUUUGAGAACAAAGCGUCACAUGGUUGCAUCUUACUCAUCAUGAAUUUCGACACACUGCUGACCUCACGUCAGCCAAGUAACAGCGGGAACAAAGAAUCGAACACCAGUGAGGAACAAAGACCAAGACGGACAAGCACAAGCUUCGUGACACAGUGAAGACCGAGACUGGAAACACUCCGCAGCAAGACGUCCCUCAGGUGGUGCGGGCGACGGACCAAUCACGCCGCGCACCGCGCAGUGCAUCCAGCAUUAGCAACGCUAGAGGUUUACGGUGAUAGCAUUGCAAUGGACCACUCAACUUGCCCGGCACAUGUCUGAGAAGCAGCCCCUUGGUCUUGCAGCAGCUAGCCGCGUCUGGCCUCACUGGAUGAGCCCCCAGCCCUUCUCCAGUGGGGCCCCGCUAGCACAGGCGCUGCUUCUCAGACAAGACGCUUCUUUCCCUCUCCUCUGCGUACUGUUUACCACCGCAACCGUAGUGUCUCUUGAGAUGUGAUUACAUUCCAUAGCCUCAUGCUACUUAAAUGAAGUAUGAUUCUGUUUAGCAAAUUCCUGUAUGACUUACAUUAAUCCAGUUAUUCGUUUUACCUGCCGUUGUGUAUAGUUUUGCACCUUGGUUUACUCCGGCACUAUUGUUUAUAGAAUGCAUUCAGUGUAUAGUGAAUCUGGUGGAGCUCAAGGCCAGUGUGGGGCUGCCUGGGGGUGUGGUGCUGUGCCGUGGCCUCACACGUCGAGUUGGUAUCACGGAUAUCUAGGUUAACACAGUCUCCACAGAUGACAAGUCAGCGUCUGUCUGUCAGUAUUACAUGUUAUUAGCCGCACGGGAACGGAGAGAGUUGCCAAAACAUGACACUCCUGCUUCAGCACACCUCAUUAUCGCGCACACUGCUGCCCUGCUUGUUACCAAUAGCACAGCGUACCCAGGAGAGAACCCUUGAGUCAGUACGACGGUAGACCGCAUGCUUAGUAUCACCAAUGGCAAUCCAACAAGAUGAUUAGACGGAUGUGUUGCUUCCAUCAGAUGAAGAAAUUGAAUCGAGUCAGUCACCAUGAAAUAACUCAGAAUGGAAGGUGAUAAUAUGAAGCAUUCAAUAACGCGAUGCAAGACUAUCAGGGCGUAGCCUCUUCAAGACUUCCAGACUCUAUACCUACUACACAUCGCUUCCUGCUAAGGUGAUGGACACGGGACCUCACUCGUUCAUGAGGGCCUGUCAGGUGUGUGUGAUCUGUGGCCACGCGCAGUGAAUGCCACCCAGCGCCCGUGCUCCGCUAUGCCAAGUACAGUACAUGUCUCUUUCUGGUGUCAUCUGUGUUGCAGUAAUCUAAUCCUUUGCCGCCAACCUCUCUCUGGUCCCUUCACAUGACCUUGCUAGCCCUGACCAGCCCUGUGGAUGCCAUUCCUUGCUCAGCCCUCCAGACAAAAUGAAUCACUUCCCUGAGAGCUAAGUAGUGUCCACCAGAGUAGUGAAUUCCUCCUUCCUGCUGUUGCGCGUGUGGUGGCGGGCUGCCCUCCUCCUCCUCCUCCUCCUCUCCUGUACCUUAGUGAUCAACUAGUAGAAAGGAUAAUACAUCAUAUAUCACAACCUAUACAGUAUAUAAAUACUAUAUAUAAAUAUAUACAUAUGGCGAAGAUUAGUCAUUUAUAUGUGGAAAGGGAGCAUAAUGAGACACGACACAGACUUGCAAGAGUAAGUCCACCGCUUCCUCCUUCACCUGCUUCAACGCCCACGACAGGAAAAAAGACCUCUUCAUUAUCCACCAAACUGCAUAUGCGUAUAGUCAAAGAUAUGCCAGAUACAUUGUACAUUAGGAAAACUUAAAGACUGUUAUCUAUGACCACAUCUUUUCAGCCACUUUCCUUUGGGCUUUCUCGUGUAAGUCUCGGAGUUUCUGUCUGUCAGGCUGAGUGGGGUCUCUCUUGUCAAAGUUUGGAUUCAGUGACGAGUCUUUUGUCUAUUGUUUCGGUGCUCUUCAGUUACAUUGCUUUGUCUCCAGAUAAGGUUACUAUAAUACCCGAACACAAGUUGGGCUGUGUUGACGAGUCUCUGAUACCACACCUGACUGGGGAGGCUCCGCGCAGCUGCCCCCAGGAUGCACACACUCCCUACCCUCGGCGGGAGGUGGUUAGGUAUGGCUGGCUUGCUGGAUGCCACCCUGGACCCUCAGCCUAAGUUAUUGCCACACUAGAUCUACGGCCUGGAGCCCGUGCCUCAGCUGCGCUCUGGCAACACUCAGUGGUAGAGACAAAGAGAAUGCUUGGAGUUUUGCAUGAACCAACUAAUUCUGGUUUUAGAUUUGAUACCUUUCCUUCCCACGCCACCUAUCCACCAUGCUUAGUACACAACAACAGGCUUACAGACGUGAUGGUGGUAACCUUAGACACUCCAGCGUUUUGUUGCCCCUCAGUAAAUACUCCAGCCUUGUUGAACUUGUGUUACACUCAAGUAACGUAGAUUAGUGAGUCUGGUGAGUCAGAGUCAAUGAAUACCUGCAAACUUAUUACUUUGCUGACCACCCCUGUAGGAGCUAACCAGUGUGGGCCAGGCAGCCAGCUACAGCCUCCCUCUGUACGUAGCGACAACAACAGUAGGUAAGCUUGCACAUUACUACCUUCACGAGUUUGCUUUGUGUGGAUACUUCAAUUAUUACAGCUCUCUAAUUUUUCUGAGGAAUUUUAAAUAAAAGAUAAAGAUUAUAUAUAUAUUGUUUUAGAUCUGUAGUUAGUAUAUACAAAUGUCUAUUUAUUUAAAAUAUAUAAAAUAUAUAUCUUUCUAUGUAAUUCUAUCCUGCAUAAUUUUCAAGUGAAUGAAGGGAGGAAUCCAUAAUGCUAAUAGUGAGGAGGAAAAAAAUGCAGUCCUUUAUAAGCAGUGUUAAAUAUUAGUUAUAUUACACAAUUAGGUGCACUGCAACAAAGUGAAUGUUAUUUUUUUGAGAGUAUUGAUGCCCGAUCCUUAUCAUUAUGAUUAUUCCAUUAAACAUCCACUGAUAUCAUUAUUGCUUUACUUUUUUUAUGUUGUAAAUAAGCAAAGACUAAGGAAAGAAUAAUCAUCAACUUAGAAUAUCAGUUGAUUAAGUUUGCAUUAAGAUGUAAUAUAACAGACACAUGCGAGCUUGUAUCCGAUGUCAAGAGAUGUAUUUUGAAUGUAUAUCAACAAGGAAAAGGAAGAAAAAAUGAAAUUAUUUGGCCUUCCA